CAAAUUGACUUGUCCUUAUGUGAACGGGAGCCAGAAAACCUUGAGAAUUUCGAACAAAACAGUGGCUUCUCUCUUGACACGGACAUGCCACAGGAGAAAAUGGAACUAGAUUUGGAGGUGCAGCUGAGUUCAACCACCACAGACGGCAACUUCCUGAGAAGAUCCAACAGCGCCCCUGUGAUCAAUGGGCUUGGUGACAAUUCACAGAUGUUCCAAGCUGAUACUCUAAGAACCAGAAGCAAUAGUAUAACAUCUAUCACACAGCACUGUCUGGUCAAUGAGGCCAUAGAAGAAUCUAAGUCUGUGAUUGACAUGAUCAGAUUGGCAUUUUUAAAAGAUUACCCUGGCUGUAGAGUGGAAGAUGGAUUGGAAGAGGGCAAAAGUAGAUCCAAAAAGAUCAGAUAG
Molecule: messenger RNA, 405 nt
Organism: Ceratotherium simum simum (southern white rhinoceros)
Lineage: Eukaryota; Metazoa; Chordata; Mammalia; Perissodactyla; Rhinocerotidae
Source: RefSeq, a predicted model, not a curated record